GGCCUACACUCCCAGCAUGCACCCCGAUACCCGCCCCACUGCCUGGGGGCCGCGGCCCCGGCGUGCUCACCUCGGAGCUCCGCGAGCCCUUCAGCACCUGCUUGGUUCUUCCAAGAACCUGCUCACAAGGAAGACAAAAACAAAGAAACCCUCAGUAAAACGAAACAAACAGGAGAAGCUGAAACAGCCCACAUCUGCAGAACAAUGUUAAAAGCUCACGGGACACAAAGCACACCACACUCAUCCCAUUUAAUCUCCUGUUACGUGCGCCGAGGGAACCGAGAACACCAGGCCCCAGGGAAGCACUGCCCUGAGGUUCUAGCCCAGGACCCCUCUUUGUGACAGGUUCGCGCGCACGGGUCCCUGCGGAUGAGGAGCCCCAGGGAGACGAGCAGCUGUCCUCUGCUUAUCCGCUGCUCCUCCCCCAGGGGAUUGCCCUGGGACGGAGCCAGCCCUUGAGGAGGCUCUGUUCCUCCUCCUCUCCUGGUUCUGGGAUAGGGGUCGGGCCUGGCUCAGCUCCAAGAGAAACUUUCAAGAGCCAAGAGAUAACCCAUCACCAAGGUGAAGACCAGCCUUAAAAGCAUCUCCCUGCGCGCUCGCCUCCCUCACAGCCGUCUGUCCUGCCUGCGGACACCAGCUACCAUGUGGGAGCUCGUGGCUUUGCUGGGGCUCAUCCUAGCCUAUUUCCUGUGGCCCAGGCAAGGGUCUCCUGGUGCCAAGUACCCGAGGAGCCUCCCAUCUCUGCCCCUUGUGGGCAGCCUGCCCUUCCUUCCCAGAAGCGGCCACUUGCACUUGAACUUACUCAAACUGCAGAAAAAAUAUGGCCUCAUCUAUUCCUUCCGUUUGGGCUCCACAAACACAGUGGUCAUCGGCCACCACCAGCUGGCCAGGGAGCUGCUUGUCAAGAAGGGAAAGGACUUCUCCGGACGGUCCGUGACGACCAGCUUAGCCCUGCUGUCAGACAACGGGAAGGGCAUCGCCUUCGCUGACUCAGGGGCCUCCUGGCAGCUGCACCGGAAGCUGGCACUAAGCUCCUUUUCCCUGUUCAGGGAUGGCGAGCAGAAGCUGGAGAACAUCAUAUGUCAGGAAGCCAGUACACUGUGCGAUUUUCUGGCCACCUGCGAUGGACAGGACAUAGACUUGUCCCCGUCAAUCUUCAUGGCGAUAGUCAACAUAAUCUGCGCGAUAUGCUUCAGUAUCUCGUACGAGCGCGGGGCCCCUGAGUUGGCGACCAUAAAGCACUUCACCAAAGGCUUCCUGGACAGCGUGAGGGAGGACUUGCUGGUGGACAUAUUCCCCUGGCUGAAGGUUUUCCCCAGUAAGGCCUUGGGAAUACUGAGGAAGUACAUUGAAGUUCGAGGUGUCCUGCUGAGUAAGAUUCUGAAAGACAGCAAGGAGAAAUUCAGAAGCGACUCCAUCACCAACAUGAUAGACCUGCUGCUCCAAGCCAAGGAGAAUGAGGACAAUAACAACUCUGGCCUAGGCCAGGACUCAAAUGUAUUUUCAGACAAGCACAUUCUCAGCACCUUAGGGGACAUCUUUGGGGCUGGCGUGGAGACCUCCAGCUCUGUGGUGAGCUGGAUCAUAGCCUUCCUGCUGCACAACCCGCAGGUGAAGAAGAAGAUCCAGGAGGAGAUCGACCAGAAUGUAGGUUUCAGCCGUACACCGACGUUCAAUGACCGCAACCACCUCCUCAUGCUGGAGGCCACCAUCCGAGAGGUCCUUCGCAUCAGGCCGGUGGCCCCAGUCCUCAUACCUCACAAGGCGAACACCGACUCCAGCGUCGGGGAGUUCACCAUCGACAAGGACACAAACGUGAUCGUCAACCUGUGGGCUCUGCACCACAGCGAGCAGGAGUGGGACCGGCCGGACCAGUUCAAGCCCGAGCGCUUCUUGGAUCCGACAGGCAGCCAGAUCAUCGUACCCUCCCUGAGCUACCUGCCCUUUGGAGCCGGGCCCCGCUCCUGUGUAGGGGAAGCCCUGGCUCGCCAGGAGAUCUUCCUCAUCACAGCCUGGCUGCUGCAGAGGUUUGACCUGGAGGCGCCGGGAGACGGGCAGCUGCCCCUGCUGGAGGGCGUCCCCAAGAUGGUCUUUAUCAUCGAGCCUUUCAAAGUGAAGCUCACCGUGCGCCAGGCCUGGAAGGAGGCCCGGCCGGAGGGCGACCCCUAGACGCAGCACCCGAUCCCCCGCCCCCCCCCAAGCCCCAACCCCCCACCCCGCUCCGCCCGCCGCCCUUUCCAGCCUGCAGCAGCGCAUAAACUGAGCAGUUCCUCAACAGGUCCCCAGCCGCUCGCUCAUUUACUCAUCUGCUCCCUCAUUCGAUCGAGAGAUGCUCUGCUGAGCGCACAGCGCGUCCUGUCCGGCGCCGGGGGCGCAGGCCGGGCCCUGGGCUCACGUGCGCUGAGGGCCGGCGGCGUGUCGCGGGCGCGGCGGUGCUGGGGCCAGUUCCAUGCAAGGACAGAAGGGCGGCUGGGCGAGGCCGCUUUAGACGACGGCCUGGGGCGGGCAGGGGCGGUGGGGUGUGCCCGCCUUGAGGAAGGAAAGGGACGCUCUCAAGGUGGGAAAGGCCAGGGCCGAAGUGGGCAAGUGAGCGGGAGGAGGCCGCCGCGGUCAGCACGGGCCUGGCGGGUCUGAGGAGCGGGCGGCUUUCGGCGGGCAGGAGGGCGGCGGCCAUUGCACACGCGUGGGCAGCGAUCUGCUCCGUGCUUGUCCAGGCUCAGCCCGCGUGCUGCACGGAGCGCGGUCUCCUGAGGGCGGAGGAGAGGGGAACGGAAGAACGGCUGGGAGGGCGGCGUGCUGGCCGGGAAGGUGACACGCCGAUGGCCUUCGCCUGGCCACAGCGGGGGAGCUGGCCAGAGGAGGCAGGGUCGGUUUACAUUUUGAAAGUAGAGCUGCGGUCUUUGGCCCAACAAACGCGCUGCACGCACCUCCCGGAUUUGGCUUUGGCGGGACGUGCAGCCCACAGGCGGCGACCCCGUAGUCUUGGUUCUUCCUCAAGGACCAGCACGCCUUGCCCUCCUGCUGCCCGGGGAAACACCGCCGAGAAAGCUGCCUUCUGCAGCAGUGCCGCGUUCUACCCCUUCUCCCCGCUCAAAAGCCCCAAGGAGCCUCAAAGCCUCGCUAGGAGACGGAGCCCUGAGUCCUGGAAAUGUGAGCACAGCCUCUCACCCUCGGCCGGGGCAGCCUGCCCACGGGCCUGCUGAGGUGCCUGGCCGAGUCGGGCGGGCCAGGCUGCGGCCAUCGAUGACCCAGGCGGGUUUAAUGCUCUGACUGGACAGGAGGCUGUGGAACGGCCAGCAGGGAAGUCCAUGGUCCUCCGGGGUAAGUUUUCCGGGAGGAGGAAGACCAAGGGAGCUCCGGGAAGCAGGAGGGCCGAGGUUUCGGUCAGAGCAGCACCUCCUGCAAGAGCGUGCCCGCUCCUCUGCCCGGGUCAGCGGGGCUCUCGGGGCUGGGGCCGGGAAGAGCAGCGUCCUCUCAGACAGGAACCUCGUGGCCCUGGCACCUGCCCCCGAUGCACGGGUUUGUCCCCGCCGAGGGCCGCCACCAAAUCCCCACGUCCCGGGCUCGGCGUGAACGCCUCUCAAGAGCCGGGACUCCCGGCCCUCGGCCUUCCCCUCCCGCUGCCCUCGGUGCACCUGUGUGGCCCUGAGGAGGGUGUGGGCGCCCGAGGACACGGUCCCCCGGCUCUGGAGUUCAGGACUGAGCCGCCUCCUGUGCUUCGUCCCGCACGUCAGCACGUCUCAGACGCGUCACGGCUCCCGGGCCCACGACUGGGCAAUGACGCUAGCUCCUUGUGCCGAAGAAGUCCCGAGGGUUGGCAAAGCUGGAAGGGCGUUGCCGAGACUCCCCUCGCCUCGUGACCUCACCACCCUUCACAAGCAGUGCCGGGGGGACACAUGCGCAGCUCCCCUGGGUGUGGCACCCUGGCUGUGGUGGUCGCCAGCCGCAGUGGGAGGGCGGGAAACCGCGGUUAGUUGUCCCUGGGUGACCCUGGGCACGGGGCGCUCCGAGCAGUGCGCUGUGGCUGUUUCCUGGUGUGACCACCGUGGGCCGGGCCUCCACAGGCCCGGGGAGCUCACCCACCACACACCUGCGCUGCGACCUGCACAGCGGCUGGGUGCGCGCGCUGCGGUAGCUGCUGUGACGCCACGGCCUGCGUGUGCAGCACCAGCGGCCGCAGCGUGGUCCCGACAGUGUCCCUAGGAGGAGACGGGAAUUUCCAGCGCCACUGCAAUCCCCUGGAACCACCAUUAAUUCAUGGCCUCUGGUUCUCCUGCGGGCACCGGACUGCCCCCUAAAUGUCCCUGUGCCAUAUUUCCACCGUGCGGACACUUAACACCUUCAAGGGCAGAGCAACGUGCAAUGACAUAAUUUAAAAGUGAUGUUCCGCACACUUGCUGCCUUUGUUUCUAAUAUAUUCAAUUAUGGAUUGUAA
This is a messenger RNA of Chinchilla lanigera (long-tailed chinchilla), 4435 nucleotides long. Its product is annotated as steroid 17-alpha-hydroxylase/17,20 lyase. The transcript is spliced from 10 exons. The record is from RefSeq and is a predicted model, not a curated record. Gene Ontology annotation, molecular function: iron ion binding; heme binding; steroid 17-alpha-monooxygenase activity. Gene Ontology annotation, biological process: progesterone metabolic process; hormone biosynthetic process. Lineage: Eukaryota; Metazoa; Chordata; Mammalia; Rodentia; Chinchillidae. The coding region runs from base 643 to 2169 and encodes 508 amino acids.